AAAAAAUUCACUUUGCGUGGACCACACUGCACAGGCAAAACAGGAGGACCUAACAAACGUAAAUAUAAAGUAACGGGGCAUUUUUACUCCCAGUUUAUAGUUAUCCGUAAUCAGAAUGAUCAUCGUAAUCGAGGAUAAGGAGGCGUUUGACAAGGCGCUGUCGGACGCCGGCGAUAAGCUGGUGGUGGUGGACUUCACAGCAACAUGGUGCGGGCCCUGCCAGAGCAUCGCCCCCUUCUACAAAGCGCUCUCUGAAAACCCAGACAAUAAAAAUGUGGUGUUUCUGAAGGUCGACGUGGACGAUGCACAGGAUGUGGCCAGCUUCUGUGACAUCAAGUGCAUGCCUACAUUCCACUUCUACAAAAACGGCAAAAAGGUGGACGAUUUCUCCGGCUCGAAUCAGGCCAAGCUAGAGGAGAUGGUGAACACCCAUAAAUGAGCCCGCGCCUCAGCGCCUGUACAAAGAAGUCCUCCACUUCAUAGAGAAAUAUUUUACAAUUUUUCAAAACAGUCAGUUCUUUUUGAAGGAAUAGAUAUGUGACAUGUGUAAUAAACAUUUUUGUUCAUUCAGA
This is a messenger RNA of Megalops cyprinoides (Indo-Pacific tarpon), 572 nucleotides long. Its product is annotated as thioredoxin-like. The transcript is spliced from 5 exons. NCBI's taxonomy places the organism in Eukaryota, Metazoa, Chordata, Actinopteri, Elopiformes, Megalopidae. Gene Ontology annotation, molecular function: protein-disulfide reductase activity. The coding region runs from base 116 to 439 and encodes 107 amino acids. The record is from RefSeq and is a predicted model, not a curated record.